AAAAUUCCAUCUCAAUUUCGAAAAUUCAGAAACAGACUGCACACAAAAGACACCACUCUCCACUCGCCUCCCAGUCCCAACUCGACUCCACAACCGCCGCCGCCGCCCGCCGGAGCCGGAGAUGAAGAAGAUCUUCGGCGCCAAGAAGAACAAGGACCCUCCGCCCACAAUCCAAGACGCCACCAACCAAAUAAACAAGCGGGGGGAGAGCGUGGACGACAAGAUCAGGAAGCUGGACGAGGAGCUGGCCAGAUACAAGGACCAGAUCCGCAAGGCCCGCCCGGGCCCGUCCCAGGACGCCAUCAAGGCCCGCGCCAUCAGGCUCCUCAAGCACAAGCGCAUGUACGAGGAGCAGCGCAACAUGCUCUACAACCAGACCUACAACCUCGACCAAGUCGGGUUCGCCGCCGACGGCCUCAAGGACGCCCAGCAGACUAUGAAUGCGAUGAAGGCGGCCAACAAGGAGCUCAAGGGGAUGAUGAAAACUGUCAAGAUCGAGGACAUCGAUAAUAUGCAAGAUGAAAUGACGGAUCUGAUGGACGUGAGCAACGAAAUACAAGAAUCUCUUGGCAGAAGCUACAACAUCCCUGAUGAUGUUGAUGAGGAAGAGCUAAUGGGAGAGCUGGAUGCUCUGGAAGCUGAUAUGGAGUUCGAGUCUACUGCAGUCCCGUCGUAUCUUCAACCAGACGAGGAAUCUGAUCUGAACCUGCCCGCUGCACCGACUUAUCCUGCAGCAGUUCCACUAAGCAGGCACCAGGAGGAUGAGCUAGGACUGCCGGCGGUGCCUCGAGCAUCACUCCGUAGCUAGAACUAUUUUUUUCGCACAUUGUUCUUAUUAAAUAUUAUACCUUGUUGUGAUGUGAGGAAGCCUUUGGUAUGUACUUGAACAAUCUGCGUAAGCACUUUCUUGAUGGUUAUUAAGCCCUGCAAUCUC
Messenger RNA from Brachypodium distachyon (stiff brome), 934 nucleotides. RefSeq names its product vacuolar protein sorting-associated protein 60.1. The coding region runs from base 122 to 808 and encodes 228 amino acids. Gene Ontology annotation, biological process: vesicle budding from membrane; late endosome to vacuole transport via multivesicular body sorting pathway. The transcript has 6 exons. Gene Ontology annotation, cellular component: multivesicular body. Lineage: Eukaryota; Viridiplantae; Streptophyta; Magnoliopsida; Poales; Poaceae. The record is from RefSeq and is a predicted model, not a curated record.